AUGAAAACCACUUAUGCUUAUGUCUACACAAAUAACUUCAAUCCACUCGAUGUGUCCAAAAAUGUGCUGAACCGUAGUGGAGACUUUAGUAAUCAAGGUCAAUUUCAGCUCACAGCUGUUCUCGAAGCUGAUAUGAAAUACGAUUUCGUUAUGACAACAUCUUCUCCGAAUAUAACAGGAAAAUUUUCAAUUCAAGCAUCUGGCCGAAGCAAUAUUCAUUUCAAUCGUAUCUGUUCUCCAUCAGUCAUCGAAAUACCAUAUCCAGAUGCUGUAAAAUCAAAAUAUUCAUUACAGCUGACAACAAAUAGUCAAACAUAUUCUCGAGAUUGUCGAAAAUCAAAUUAUUACUAUGAAACUAUACGAAUGAAUGUAGUGGAAACUGGAUACUAUGCUUUAAGUAGUGAUAGCAGUAUGGAUAUUUUUGAUGAUAGCAGUAUAGAUAUUUUUGAUGAUAGCAGUAUAGAUACAUUUGGUGAUAUUUACAAAGAUGAUUUUAAUCCAAUGAAUCCUUUCGAGAAUCUACUCUCACAGGAUUAUCGAGCAUGUAGUUCUCCAGACUUCAAAUUCAUCGUUUAUCUUCACACUGACACUAAAUACAUAUUAGUGGUAACAACAUCUUCUCCAAAUAUGACAGGAAACUUUUCCAUUCUGACAACUGGUAUAAAUACUAUCAUUCUUAAUCGUUACGGUAAGUAA
Adineta steineri is the source of this 696-nucleotide messenger RNA. The record is from the annotation of a GenBank genome assembly. Lineage: Eukaryota; Metazoa; Rotifera; Eurotatoria; Adinetida; Adinetidae.